Molecule: messenger RNA, 1067 nt
Organism: Glycine soja
Lineage: Eukaryota; Viridiplantae; Streptophyta; Magnoliopsida; Fabales; Fabaceae
Exons: 1
Coding region: 132-689 (185 amino acids)
Source: RefSeq, a predicted model, not a curated record
UAUCCCACGACACGAGGAAACCCAUUUCAAUUUCUAUUCUGUUUCUUCUUCUUUUCUCAUCUCAACUGAAAAAAUAAAUAGUUGCUCAGAUCCGUGUUACUCUCCCCAGACCCAAUUGCGUCAAAUUCACGAUGAUCACCAUCAUGAUGGUCGCCGACACCGUCGCCGUAACCGCCGCCAAAGGCCUCGGCGUCCUUCGGGCCUAUCAAUCCACCUGUAACUUUUCCGUCGCCGAUCAGAUCUCCGCCAUGAUUCAGACUUACGACGCCGUCGCGCCGCCGCCGGUCAAGCCUACUACCUACAGGCUAAGACGCCGAACGCUCCUCCGGAGAAAACAACUUACCAAACGCAGAUUAUCAGGUGACGACUCCGGGGACGCCGGGAACGAGGGGUUCCUCUUCGGUGACGGCGGAGACGGUCCUUUUGGAGGUGGAGGUGACUUCGGUGGCGGCGGCGUCGGUGGUGGUGGUUGGAAUUUCAAUAGAUUUGGGGGUGGAAACAAUUGGGAUGAACCGUCAUCUUCGGUUCCGGACCCUGCGUUCGAUUUCGUGUAUCAGGUGCUGUCGUGGAUUAUGCUCUCGAAUUGCUUGCAUUUUUCGUUCAAGAGGAUUGUUCGAAUUGUUGCAGCGGGGUCGAUUGUGGAUUCCGAUAGGGAAAAGGUUCCCGCCAGAUUGGUUCCAAUUUGCUGAUUUGGUACCCUUUUAAGCCGGUUCAUGGAUCAAAUCAUCCAUAAUUACGCAUUGCAUCCCUGUUUAAAUUGUGCAUUUGCUGUAAAUAAUGUUGUAUAUAAUAAUUUAUCAUUUAAUUGACUAAUUCCAAGGUAAUUAUUUUGCUGUACUUAUGGUUUGUCUUAGUGAAUUGUUUAUAAUUUGAUAGAUAGUUUGGGCACAUUGACUCGUUUAUAGCUAAGUUAUACCCUUUACAUGUUUAGUGGAAGAAAUAAGUUUCUAGGUUGAAUGAUUCAUUACCGCAUCAUCAUUUGGGGAAGUACUGCAUUGAAGGCAUGUAUCAUCCCUCUUAAAUGUUUUAGAUAUUAAUCCUGUAUAGAGGCAAUAACUUUUUGUGGA